UUCGCUCGCCGGACUUCCGUUCAAGCUAGCGGCAAUUAGCCACAGCCUUUUUGCUCGUAAACCUUCCUUUCGGCCAUAAAGCACGGUCACAUUUAUUUUAACAAGUGCUAAAUUGAACAGGUCACUUUCAAUAAGAUGGUCGUUUUGACAAAAUACGACGAAGAGCAGGAUUAUAUCCUGAUCGAGGAGCGUAAAUGCACCUCCCUGCCCAACUCUCCAGCCAAGCGAGUGUGUCCCAGCAAAAAGAAGCAGUUUUACAUCAACCAAGCCAUCCGCAACUCUGACCUUACUCCUCGAGCCAAAGGCAAGAAGAGCCUGCGCCGACAGGAGAACACGCGCUAUCUUGCCAACCUUCUUGAGAGGGAGGAGGAAUGUUCCAUAGAUGAUCUCGAGGUUUGCAGUAGUCCAGCAAUCCCGUCCAUCUUCACCGAAGCAUGCACUAACGACAACUACAUUGAGCCUUGGAGCGACUUCAUGAAUUGUUCAGGAGAAGAGCAGGAGAGACUUUUGUCUUUGCUCGAGAGAGAAGUGGCCAGGAAGAAACAGGCCAGACAUCUCCUUAAAGAUCAGCGGAAUGUAAAUCCUGCCUUCACAGCUAAAGAAUGUUUCCAGAGAAUCGACCGGAGACUACGAAUAACUUUGAGACGAAAACAAAUCCCAGUGGGAACUCUGGAAGUCCUUGAAGAAAACAUUCUGAGCUUCUUCGUCACUCAGCCUCGCUCAGUUUACACAGCCAACCUCUCCAGCAGCUUUGAAAGGCUGCUGCUCCAUGCUAUCUGCCAGUACAUGGACCUUGUUUCUUCAAGUAGCGACAUGAAUGGGUCACGUCAGACUGAAGUGGUGAACAAACAAGAGGACUUCCUGCCUCCCACGCCUCUGUUAUCGGCCUACUUGGAACAAAGAUGCUGAGGCGGAGGCUACGCUCACAUGCAGGCCUUAAAGUAAGCAGGGGCUUGCGACAUGAACGUCUGCAAGGUUGACCCCGGGUAGAAAAAUCGCUGUGGUCUGUUGGGAAGCUGUUAGUUCUGAAUAUAUCCAUCACUUAAAUCAUUUAAUUGUGUGUCACACACAGCAUCAGUCACAGUGUAGGACGGCACUUACGAAUAAAAUGUCAUAGUGUAAGGGAAGUCAAAAGUAGUUGAUAUCAUUUAAGGCUUUAUUAUGGUGUUUGUGCAUGAAUGUGAUCGUGAUGCCGUAAUGCACUUCAUGAAUAUUAUACUGUGCUAUUGCUACUACCCCACUGCUAAAAUAUUAGUUGCAUCCCAUCGCGAUGUCUUCACUGCCUUUGCGUGAUUGUUUUUCUAAAAAGAUUUAUUUGCAACAAGCUUUAUAUUUUCUUUUUUGGUUUGUAAAAAAAAAUAGCACAUUUGACCAACGGUGAAUUUAUCAAGCUACGUAAUCGAAUGCGUAAGAAAAUCAAGAAGCUAUCUCAUGGGAUACAUUGUAGACUGUAGACAUCUACAGCUGUGCAUUUCUAAUUAACAAAUACUUAUACUUACCAUAUUUUUAUUUACACAUUAUUCUCUGCUUGAAAUGUAAAAUGUCUGCUUUUUACGGCAACAUUAAUAUUUAGUGCUAUAACCCCGGAUUUCUACUGGUGGUGUAACAGCUGCAGAAGGUCUCCGCCAUCUUUUACGAGAUCUUGCGAAUCCAUGCGUAAUCACGUGAUAAAGGGAACCACUAACAUCAUAUUCUGUCCGUCCGGAGGAGCAGAAGCAAAUAAACUUGGUCCUGCUAUUCGGGAUAUGUAACUGCUGCUGAACGGCAACACCGCGGAACGUCUCGACCUUUGCCGUCCAUCAAUACCAACAGGCAGGCGUCUGUGACGGCACAGACUUGACUCGUGGAAUAGACGACAGUUUUGCCUUGCAGAACAACAACUUUAUUUUUCUAUUUGUAGCAAGCAACAACACAACAGUGGUAUCAUCCCUGGUGAGCGUUACACACACACACACCUCAUUUAAUCUCUUGCUCACCGCUUCCUGGACCCCUGUAUCAGCUGGUAUUUGACAGAGAUCCCCAAAUAGCUGUCCAGAAUGUGCCUGUAAUAUGAUUCUUUGAUUUUGGAUCUCCAAAAAUCAGCAUGUCCUCAUUUAUUUGUGUCAACAUGUAGGCCUGGGCCGAUAUUCGAUAAGUCAAUUAACCGAGCGAUAGAUGAAAAUGUAGUCGGUAACUUUUCCAUUGUCGGUAAUCGUCAUAUGCAUGUAUUGUUAUGGCUGCAAGAAGCAGAGUAGUCACUCUUAGUACGACAUGCACAUAAACAGUAAAAAUAACCGCUUCAAAACUACCGACGGUUAGUAUUACUGUAUUAAAUUAAAAUUACCGUAUUUUUCGGACUAUAAGUCGCCGUUUUUUUCAUAGUUUGGCCGGGGGUGCGACUUUUACUCAGGAGCGACUUAUGUGUGAAAUUAUUAACACAUUACUGUAAAAUAUCAAAUAAUAUUAUUUAGCUCAUUCAGAGACUAGACGUAUAAGAUUUCAUGGGAUUUAGCGAUUAGGAGUGACAGAUUGUUUGGUAAACGUAUAGCAUGUUCUAUAUCUUAUAGUUAUUUGAAUGACUCUUAACAUAAUAUGUUACGUCAGGGGUAGGGAACCUAUGGCUCUAGAGCCAGGUGUGGCUCUUUUGAUGACUGCAUCUGGCUCUCAGAUAAAUCUUAGCUGACAUUACUUAACAGUAUAAGUACUGAAUAAUUCCGCUGGUAAUCACAGUGUUAAAAAUAACGUUCAAAAUAUAAAACAUUCUCAUGCAUUUUAAACCAUCCAUCCGUUUUCUACCGCACCUGUUCAAGAAGUCGCAUUAAUGGUAAGAAGUAUUUUAUUUAUUAUUGGUUAGCUUCAGAAUAACAAUGUUAUUAAAAAGAAUGAGAGACUUAUUAUACUCAAAAAAUGUUGGUCUUACUUAAAAAUGCACGCAUUUAGUUGUAUUCAGUGUUAAAAAAAAUAUGAUAUGGCUCUCACGGAAAUACAUUUUAAAAUAUUUGGCUUUCAUGGCUCUCUCAGCCAAAAAGGUUCCCGACCCCUGUGUUACUUUAACAUACCAGGCACGUUCUCAGUUGGUUAUUUAUGCGUCAUAUAACGUACACUUAUUCAGCCUGUUGUUCACUAUUCUUUAUUAUUUUAAAUUGCCUUUCAAAUGUCUAUUCUUGGUGUUGGGUUUUAUCAAAUAAAUUUCCCCCAAAAAUGCGACUUAUACUCCAGUGCGACUUGUAUAUGUUUUUUCUCUUCUUUAUUAUGCAUUUUCGGCUGGUGCGACUUAUACUCCGAAAAAUACGUUAUUGAAAAACUGUGGUCGACAAUUGCACUUUGAUAAGCUUACAGAAGGACUAGUUUUAGCUUGCUAGGUAGCAUAAAUGCCAACAUGAACGGGAGACAUUGACAUAUUUUCCCAUUAAGAAACGUCAUACUCCAGUCUAAACUUGUAUGAACACCUUCCUGUCUAAACAACUAAGAUACAGUUUUCUCAUUGAACAUAAAGGCUGUGCUGUCUUUACACAAAGAUAUUGAUGUAUACGCCCCAUUCUAAAACGUUUAAAAAAUAAAAUGGAAGAAGAUAAACAUACCGUAUUUUUCGGAGUAUAAGUCGCACCGGAGUAUAAGUCGCGCCUGCCCAAAAUGCAUAGUAAAAAAGGAAAAAAAAAAUAUGUAAGUUGCACUGGAGCCCGGCCAAACUAUGAAAAAAACUGCGACUUAUAGUCCGAAAAAUAAGGUACUUAAAAACACAAAUUAAGAUAAUAUGGCUGUUACGAAGCCAGAACAAUAUUUGAUGUUUCCUCUGCCAAGAAAGUGUAAAAGAUGUUAGUGUGUGUGCAAGUACUUUUUGAGCACAUUCAACAAUACCACAGAAAUAAUAACUGUAAGGAUUUUGGUCACUAUAACUUUAUGUAUGGUUUUGGUUGUGUAUAUUUGAGGAUGCCCUACCCCCUCCUUAACAGAGACAGAACCUAUUUUAUUGCUUUUGGUCGUGAUUUUUAUUCCAGUGCAACAUUUGGCUAACUUAUUUUUAUUAUUGGUUUGUUUUAUUUAACUUGGAAAUUUUGAAGUUUACAAUGUUAAAAUGUACCAGAAAUACAGGUUUAUUGCAUUUGAAAGGGUACACUUGCAUUGUUAUUACGUAUUAUCAUUUUAUCAGUGAUAAUUUGGGUCUCAAGAAAAUAAUGUCAAUAGUAUUGUUUAUCUGCAAUAAUCUGUCGGUCAACACAUCAUCGGACAAAAUGUGUUAUCGGCCCAGGCCUAUCAACAAGGUGAAAUUACUUUUGAAAACUUUCAACAAGUUUACUUCAGGUCCUUCCCUGCCCAUUAGGACGUUUGAAAGUGUAAAAUACGAUUCGCCUUAAACACGGAGUAUUUUAUUUUGUAAACCGCAUCCUUUAUUUUGUGCGUGACUUCCUGUCCCACACAAGCAGAUUUUAGCUAAAUUGAUCUGCUGUGUACCCCCUGCGACCCCAAGAGGGACACGCGCUAGAAAAUGGAUGGAUGGAUGAUCUGCUGUGUUGCGGGAACCGGCAAAAAUAGAAGCUCUGCGUAUAUUUAGCCCAGGGAAGCGGUACGGCACAGGCAUGGCGGCACCAUGCACAGGUGGUCCACCAGUAAACUGACACAUUGACUAGAAGUUCAAGUUAAAGUACCAAUAAAUGUCACACACACAUGUGGUGUGGUGAAAUGUGUUUUCUGCAUUUGACCCAUCCCCUUGUUCACCCCCUGGGAGGUGAGGGGAGCAGUGGGCAGCAGCGGUGCCAUGCCCGGGAAUCAUUUUUGGUGAUUUAACCCCCAAUUCCAACCCUUGAUGCUGAGUGCCAAGCAGGGAGGUAAUGGGUCACAUUUUUAUAGUCUUUGGUAUGACUCGGCCGGGGUUUGAACUCACUCUAAGUGUCCGCCCUGAGUAGAUUAGAAGGAAAAUGGAAAGAGUCUGUUGCCGUGGCGGUGCCAUUCUGUAGCUGUUAUGCAUCCAUGGAAACCUGGGGCGAGAGUGUCUAAAUUACGUUAUAGUGUCAAAAAAUAGCAGUUAAAAUGGGAGUCAAUGAGGCCGAAAAUGUUCUGAAGAGAAAGUGUGUAUACUUUGUUUAUAUCCUAUUCUAACAAUGUCACCAUCAAAAACACAAUGUUGUUUUAUUAAAAUCAAUUUGUAAAAAAAAAAAAAAAAUACCUGGCAAAAUUUCCGACCACGAACCUUCAAACAUCACAUAAGGAACACAUGUCAUGCCCAUUUUGGGCCCUAUUGUUGCACAAGGGUUAAAUGGAUUUAAUAACAGUGAGAGGCACGUUAUAUAAUUGAGAGUAUCAAAAACAGGUACCGUAUUUUUCGGACUAUAAGUCGCAGUUUUUUUCAUAGUUUGGCCGGGGGUGCGACUUAUACUCAGGAGCGACUUAUGUGUGAAAUUAUUAACACAUUACCGUAAAAUAUCAAAUAUUAUUUAGCUCAUUCACGUAAGAGACUAGACGUAUAAGAUUUCAUGGGAUUUAGCGAUUAGGAGUGACAGAUUGUUUGGUAAACGUAUAGCAUGUUCUAUAUGUUAUAGUUAUUUGAAUGACUCUUACCAUAAUAUGUUACGUUAACAUACCAGGCACGUUCUCAGUUGGUUAUUUAUGCCUCAUAUAACGUACACUUAUUCAGCCUGUUGUUCACUAUUCUUUAUUUAGUUUAAAUUGCCUUUCAAAUGUCUAUUCUUGGUGUUGGGUUUUAUCAAAUACAUAUCCCCCAAAAAUGCGACUUAUACUCCAGUGCGACUUAUAUGUUUUUUUUCCUUCUUUAUUAUGCAUUUUCGGCGGGUGCGACUUAUACUCCGGUGCGACUUAUACUCCGAAAAAAUACGGUAUUUGGGGGGCUUUUGUUUUUUGAGUGCGUCUAUUAUUUUUCAUUUGCUUGGGCCUUCGAACGUAACCCUUGAAAAUACAGAGGUCUGGACUUGUACGAUAAGGGCCUUCUCAUGCAAUGGGGAACUAAAUGAGGACAUUAAACUGAUAAUUCAUAAUAAUAAUAAUAAUAAUAAUAAUAACCUAUUUAGUGAACAUGUUUACACCGGAAGAUGUAAAGCAGAGGAACCAGUCUGUGCUUUAAUAGUUAGAAUGACGAGUCUGUAGGAGUCAGGUUAGUUCUCAUGCAUGAUAGUGAAGACACCAUUCAUUAUAGGUUAAGAAGUAUUGUAAAAGGAUCAUAAUUAUAAUCUUUGGAAUAUGUGCAGUUAGAUCUUACGGUACAGUACCAUUGACAAUAGCAUUUUUUUUUAAAAAGUUUUCCAAAGUUUAUUUCACAUAUGCGUACUUGAUACAAUUGUCUGCGUUUAUUCAUGCAGUUACAUUUAAGUUGCUCGUUGUGUUCCAAAUGGCGCACUACUACACGCAGUUGGAACACGCUCAUUCAAAGUGCUAAGUGUGGGAUUAUUUGGAACACUGCCACAGUUUCAUAGCUGGCAAGACAGGAAGUAAAAAUUGCCAGUGUCAUUUACAGUUAAGUUUUUUUCCCCCGCCAAACAUCAGUUUACAUCAACACAUUCUUAAGGCCGCAUACAGGAAGUGGAGAAAAAUGAGACCCGCUUUGCUUUAGCCAUGAUGAAGCACUUCUGCCUUAGGAAAACAACUUUUUUCUGUACAUAUAUUUCUACAUUUGUAUACUUUACUAAACCGUAGAAGCACAUAUGCAGGUUUUUUUUUUUUUUUUUCUAACAAAAUAAAAGCCUAGAGUCUUUUGUACUGUCUUUGACCUGUUGGCCUACUGUAUGCGGUUGCCAACAACCAAAGUUUUUGUGGAAACCGUUUCUCAGGCUUGUAUACUUCUGCAAUUUGAAUGUCAUUUUGUGUAUCACUUUUUGUGUACAACAUUCACUCUUCAACAUGUACCCCCGCACACCCCAGUGCUCUGUUUGCCAACAUAUUCCAACACUUAUACUGUAAAUUGCCAACAUUUGGACUUGAAAAGCCUUCGAUUCUGAUAGCUUUACACACAAGAUUGUGUACAUAAUAGUGGUGUGUGUGUGUGUGUGUGUUAUGGUGCUUAUUUAUAACUAUCAUUGCAACAAUAUAUUUUUCUCUUUUGAUUAUGUGCAUGAGAAUGCUUACAGGCCAUGUCUGAAAAGACAGUUUAAUAAAUAUUUAUUUAACUGA
This is a messenger RNA of Nerophis lumbriciformis (worm pipefish), 7098 nucleotides long. It is a transcript of the gene r3hdm4, whose product is annotated as R3H domain containing 4. The record is from RefSeq and is a predicted model, not a curated record. Gene Ontology annotation, molecular function: nucleic acid binding. NCBI's taxonomy places the organism in Eukaryota, Metazoa, Chordata, Actinopteri, Syngnathiformes, Syngnathidae.